UUCCGCCGCGGGCUGCGCUUCCUGCCCGCGUCCCGGAGCUCUGUGCCCAGCGCUCUGCGCCCUAGCGCUCUGCGCCCCGGAGCCCCGCGCCUCCCCGGUCGCGCGUCUCUACGCCCUAGCGUCCCGUGCUCCCCAAAGUUGCCGGCGGCGGCGCGCGGCCCCCCUGCUUCCAGCGCCCCCGGCCCCCCGCGCGUCAUGGCCGCCCCGGACCUAUCGACCAACCUCCAGGAGGAGGCCACCUGCGCCAUCUGCCUCGACUACUUCACGGACCCGGUGAUGACCGACUGCGGCCACAACUUCUGCCGCGAGUGCAUCAGCCGCUGCUGGGGCCAGCCCGAGGGGCCGUACGCGUGCCCCGAGUGCCGGGAGCUCUCCCCGCAGAGGAACCUGCGCCCCAACCGCCCGCUCGCCAAGAUGGCUGAGAUGGCGCGGCGCCUGCACCCGCCGUCCCCGGUCCCGCAGGGCGUGUGCGCCGCGCACCGCGAGCCGCUGGCCUCCUUCUGCCGCGACGAGCUGCGGCUGCUGUGCGCGACGUGCGAGCGCUCCCGGGAGCACUGGGCGCACCGCGUGCUCCCGCUGCAGGACGCGGCCGACGACCUGAAGGGGAAGCUGGAGAUGUCCCUGGAGCAUCUGCGGAAACAGAUGGAAGAUGCUCUGCUGUUCCAGGCCCAGGCGGAGGAGACUUGUGCCCUGUGGCAGAAGAUGGUUGAGAGCCAGCGGCAGAACGUCCUGACCGAGUUCGAGCGGCUGCGCCGCUUCCUGGUGGAGGAGGAGCAGCAGCUGCUGCAGAAGCUGGAGGAGGAGGAGCUGGAGGUGCUGCCCCGGCUGCGCGAGAGCGCCGCCCGCCUGGUGCAGCAGAGCAGCGCGCUCGGGGAGCUCAUCGCAGAGCUGGAGGGGCGCUGCCAGCUGCCGGCGCUGGGGCUGCUGCAGGACAUCAGGGACGCCCUGUGCAGGAUCCAGGACGUGAAGCUGCAGCCUCCGGAGGUGGUGCCCAUGGAGCUGCGGACGGUGUGCAGGGUCCCCGGGCUGGUGGAGACGCUGCGGAGGUUCCGAGGGGACGUGACCCUGGACCCAGACACAGCUAACCCCGAACUGGUCCUGUCCGAGGACCGGCGGAGCGUGAGGCGGGGGGAUCUGCGGCAGGCCCUGCCCGAUACCCCAGAGAGGUUCGACCCGGGCCCCUGUGUGCUGGGCCACCUGCGCCUCAACUCGGGCCGUCACUACUGGGAGGUGGAGGUCGGGGAGCGGGCCAACUGGGCCCUGGGCGUGUGCCGAGAGAACGUCAACAGGAAGGAGACGGGCGAGCUGUCGGCUGGCAAUGGCUUCUGGAUCCUGGUGUUCCUGGGCAGCUACUACAACUCUCCCGAGCAGGCCUUCGUUCCCCUGCGUGAGCCCCCCCGGCGCGUGGGCAUCUUCCUGGACUACGAGGCCGGCCAUCUGUCCUUCUACAGUGCGACUGACGGGUCACUCCUGUUCAUCUUCCCCGAGACGUCCUUCUCCGGGGCUCUCCGGCCCCUCUUCUCACCGCUGUCCAGCAGCCCCACCCCUAUGACCAUCUGCAGGGUGAAAAGUGGGCCCGGGGACGUGCUGGCUCCCUAGGGACAUGCUUUUGGCUGACCACAGACCCCUGCCUGCAAGCAGGGGGCUAACAGCCCCCGCACCCCUUGGCGUGUCCUCUUGGGAGCCCAUGUUUUGAGCUGAUGGGAAGAAACUCAUGGUACUUCUCUCAAUGUACAUAGUAGAACAGAAACUGAUGCUGCCAGGAAAGCGUGUGCGAGUAUGUGUGUGUGCGAGUGUGUGGGUGUGUGGUACGAGCCUUCUCCUCCCCCUCAGAACUCUCAGAUUGUCUGGAGCUAAAGCUCCAUUCACCCGUUUUCAGUCACCGGGCAGGAUGUUCUGACUAUAAAGUUUUAGCGUCCCCACCCCAACCAUGGAGUGCCAGUAGCCGUUUCCAGAAGCCCAAGUCCUCGUGACACUGGGACCUCUAACCUAAGGUCCCCCAGGAGCCUCACCCACAGAGGCUGUGCCACCCCGGCUUCCUCAGGCUUGCAGGCCCACCCCCUGCACCCCCUGCUUUCCAGAGAGCACUGGUGGGAAGUAGCUAUGGGGGAAAGUCUGCUCCAAGCCCAUCAGCCUAAAUUGAGAGGAUUAGUGGGAAUCAAUCCCAACAUUGCAUGUGAUUCCUUCAGAGUAAUUGGGGUAUGGCACUUGGAAUCUUCAGGAAAGGGAUUAUCUGGGAAAGCCAAAGAGUAAGAGGAAAUACGAAUAAAGGCUGAAGGGGCAGUGUCCCUAGGAAGGUGCCAUUGAAAGCUGUGGUCCCGAAGGUUGACUGUGUGUAAGCUGCUUGGCUGCUUCUGGAAAAUGCUACUUCCCCGGUAAGUCACAUGCAGACAUUCCAGUUCACGAGGGCUGUGGGGCCACAGGUGAGACGAGGACUCAGGACCUACCCCUGGCAGGGUGGACUGCAGACUCCAGUCUUGUUUUUAAGACUAAGACCGUCACUGAGCUUUGAGAGCCAGUGGUCUUUCUUUGACCUCACAGAUUCUGUUGUUUGGUCCAUCGGAAGCUAAAUGCCAGUCUUCGUGUCCCAAACCCAGACUCUUGGCCUCCUUUAUAGGUUUUAUCAACAUACAGGGGGAUCCCAGGCUUUAGUUAGACCCACCUUGAUUGGAUCCCCAUCACUAGCUGCAUAACCGACCCUGAGAAAGCUUUUAACAGGACUGUAUGUGGGUUUGCUCACUGAUGAAAUGGGAUUCAGUAAUUCCUCCUUUGCAGGGUUAUGGCAAUUCACUGAGAGGGUGUUUAUAAAGUGCUUACUGCUGUCCAGUAAUUCUCAACUAUGAUCCCCUGGGAACAGGCUUGAGCUAGGCUGCCCCCAGAGUUGCAAAACAAAUGUUGGGGCUCCUCGGAGGUUGCUCCAAUGGUAAGAGGCACAAUUUAUUGAGCUGCCCACAUGCAGGAAACCCUAUUAAGUGCUUGGCAGACAUUCUCUCACCCCAGGAGGGCAUGGAGAUCUGAAUGCACACAGAAUCCAGAGGUUUAUUUUUGCUUUCAGGUUUGGGGUUUCCUCAUCUUCCUCGAGAAAGGUUAGCUCUUAGCCUCUCUUUUAACCCCCCUGCAUUUUAUUUAUUGUAAGAACAGUGUUCUAACUUUAAAUAAAUAAAUUUUAACCAUUUGCCUGUAA
This is a messenger RNA of Choloepus didactylus (southern two-toed sloth), 3184 nucleotides long. RefSeq names its product tripartite motif containing 11 (gene TRIM11). The record is from RefSeq and is a predicted model, not a curated record. Lineage: Eukaryota; Metazoa; Chordata; Mammalia; Pilosa; Megalonychidae. Gene Ontology annotation, molecular function: protein binding; zinc ion binding. The transcript is spliced from 6 exons. Bases 196 to 1599 code for a protein of 467 amino acids.